UUUGAGAGAGAGAGAGAGAGAGAGAGAGAGAGAAUCUAAUCACUACCGGAGAAAUUUAAAUCUUUCUUCUCCGGCCAAGAUGAUAGCUCACUUGGAGUGUUUGGUCCAAGAAAACGAAAACGACACCGAAUCCCGGCCCUACGACGUCAUCUCCGGCCUCCAAGCCGCCACUUUAUCCAACGAUGGCGUCACCGGUAAGGGAUCCAAGUCGGAGUUCUUCUUUUCCGUUCUUGGCGGGCAUGGCCAGUUCGGCAUCAUCAUUACCAGAGCUGGAAUCUUGCUCCAGCAAGCCCUGUUCAUGGUGAGGUGGAUAAGGCUGUUGUACCGGGUUCGACGCCUUCACCCGCAUGCCCACUCGCUAGUCAUUUGUGAACACAGGUCCUUGAGGAAACGAAGCACGUCCUAAAUUGAAUUUUUUUUAGGAAAAUAAAAUUUUUUACAUAGUGACGUCGGUUUACUUCUUGAAAGGACCGUCCUGUGAAACCAGGAGAUUAUGCGGUACUGUAUGACGAAAGUUUCGACUUCAAGUUGUAUUUGUUGCACUACCAAUCACAAGAGGAAUAGAAGAAGCAUUUCGGGUUCAGUGGAGCAGAUUCGUUGACAGCAAUCCUCUUUGAUCCGAUGGCAAAU
This is a messenger RNA of Fragaria vesca subsp. vesca, 630 nucleotides long. RefSeq names its product cytokinin dehydrogenase 7-like. The record is from RefSeq and is a predicted model, not a curated record. The transcript is spliced from 2 exons. NCBI's taxonomy places the organism in Eukaryota, Viridiplantae, Streptophyta, Magnoliopsida, Rosales, Rosaceae. The coding region runs from base 80 to 406 and encodes 108 amino acids.